Rhinichthys klamathensis goyatoka is the source of this 1752-nucleotide messenger RNA. RefSeq names its product sialidase-3-like. The transcript is spliced from 3 exons. Gene Ontology annotation, molecular function: exo-alpha-sialidase activity. Gene Ontology annotation, biological process: oligosaccharide catabolic process; ganglioside catabolic process. NCBI's taxonomy places the organism in Eukaryota, Metazoa, Chordata, Actinopteri, Cypriniformes, Leuciscidae. The record is from RefSeq and is a predicted model, not a curated record. The coding region runs from base 323 to 1285 and encodes 320 amino acids. Gene Ontology annotation, cellular component: membrane; cytoplasm; lysosome.
AAAAAGACCCAGCGCGUGUAAGAUCAAGUUUGGUUUCUGGUGGAAAUCUGUGGUGAAGAAGUCUGCAGCUCACUUUCCUUUUUGUUGCAGAAAAGACAAGAACAUUUCUGACUUCAAUUUAAUAAAGGACAAAAUACAACCAGGAUGCAAAUCAAGAUCCUUUCCACUAACAACAUUAUUCAAACAGGAGAAUCAAAACUCUGAAAGAAAGCAGGUGACAUACAGAAUUCCAGCUCUCAUCUAUAUCAGUGACAAUCAAACCUUCCUUGCUUUUGCUGAAAAGAGAAAAACUGCUGACGACACGGAUGCAGAUGUCCUUGUGAUGAGAAAAGGAAUAUGGAAAGAUGAAGGAGUUGAGUGGAAUAGUGGUCAUGAGUUGCUCACUUCAGCUUGUCAACCCAACCACCGCAGCAUGAAUCCAUGUCCGGUCUAUGAGAGAGAUUCCAAGACCCUCUUUCUGUUUUUCACCACUGUUCCUGUUGGGGUCUCUGAACACAAACAAAUACAUAAAAAUGAGAAUCAGGCACAACUUUGUUACAUAACCAGUAAGGACACUGGCAAGACCUGGAGCCAUAUUACCGACUUGACAGCAGAUGUGAUUGGUGAGCAGGUGAAGGACUGGGCCACCUUUGCUGUUGGACCAGGACAUGGUGUUCAAAUGAAGAGCGGGAGACUGAUUAUCCCGGCCUAUGUGUAUCCUUGCCACCCACUCAACUGUAAGCCCACAGCGCAUGCAUUUGCAUUCUACAGUGAUAAUAAAGGAAGCACUUGGCAUGUAGGAAAACGUGUGGAUGGUGAGUCUUGUGAGUGUCAGAUGGCUGAGAUCAUAGACGACAAAGGUAACACUACACUCUACUGCAAUGCUCGAAGUACAUCCGGCCAUAGAGUUGAGGCUCUAAGUAAGAGUGAUGGAGAAAAUUUUGACAAACUUUCAUCUAAACAUAAGCUGACAGAGACUGGACAUGGUUGCCAAGGAAGUGUGUUGAGUUUUGCUCCUGAUCAAGCUCCUGAAAACACAUGGCUACUCUAUUGCCAUCCAACCAAUCCAAGCAAGAGAACGUGCCUUGGCGUCUACUUGAAUAAAACCCCUUUGGAUGCCUCUGGAUGGGAGGAUCAUAAAUUGAUCAUCCAUUUUGGUCCAAGUGGAUACUCAGAUCUGGCUCAUUGUGGGGAUGGAAAACACGUUGCCUGUCUCAUGGAAUGUGGAGAGAUAAGUUAUGUUGAAGGCAUAGCUUUUGCCCUUUUUAAACUCAGUGAUGCCAUCCAGGCCAAAGGCGGUGAAUGAGACCGCAAAACAAGUCAACAUUUUCUUUUAGAUAGUAAAUUAUUAAAAUACUGCUAAAAUAAUGGACAUGUACUCAAAAAACUGAGAUUAGACAUUUUUAGAUCUUCAAAAUAUGAAGAUCUAAUACAAAACUGUUCAAAAGUUUGGGUUCAGUAAGAUUUUUGAUUUUAGAAAUUAAUACUUUUAUUCAGAAAAGAUGCAUUAAAUGAAUAACGAAUCAAAAAACGUUUACAUUGAAAAUAAAUGCUGUUGUUUACAUCUUGCUGUUCCCUAUUCAUCAAAGAAACACUUAUUUUCGCAAAAUGUAAGCAGCACACUGCACAGCUGCAUUCAACCUUCAUAAUAAUAAGAAAUAUUACUUGAGCACCAAAUCUGCUUAUUAGAAUGAUUUCUGAAAGAUCAUGUGACACUAAAGACUGGAGUUAUGAUGCUAAAAAAUUCAGAUUUGCCAUUGAAAUAAAUUAAAA